This is a messenger RNA of Eremothecium sinecaudum, 471 nucleotides long. RefSeq names its product Taf13p (gene TAF13). The record is from RefSeq and is a predicted model, not a curated record. Gene Ontology annotation, biological process: transcription by RNA polymerase II; RNA polymerase II preinitiation complex assembly. Bases 1 to 471 code for a protein of 156 amino acids. Gene Ontology annotation, cellular component: transcription factor TFIID complex. Gene Ontology annotation, molecular function: protein heterodimerization activity. The transcript has a single exon. NCBI's taxonomy places the organism in Eukaryota, Fungi, Ascomycota, Saccharomycetes, Saccharomycetales, Saccharomycetaceae.
AUGUCGAAAAAGCUUAAAAGAACUAACCUAUUCAGUAAAGACAUUGCAUCGCUGUUAUAUGCCUAUGGUGAUAGCCCACAGCCUUUGGUAGAGACCGUACAGUGUGUAGACGAACUGGUUUCGUCAUAUCUAUCUGAUAUAUGCACAAGCGCAUAUAAAUGCGCUCAGACAGUUAAUAGGACUAAAAUAAAAGUAGAAGACUUUAAAUUUGUACUGCGAAAUGAUCCUGUUAAAUUGGGGCGUGCAGAAGAACUGAUAAUGAUGAAUAAGGUGAUAGCGGACGCGAGAAAGCAGUUUAAUAAUCUGGAGGGCAAAUCUAUGAAAAGGACGACGCAAAACGACGAUGAGCUAGAAGACAUCCGGGAGGAAGAUGGAGAGGAUGCCUCCUUAAAUGCGGGGAGCGCACCGGAGCCGGUCAAGAGAGGUAGGAAGCCAAAGAAGAAGAAGACUAACGCAGCGGCCAAGGCUUAG